AAGAAAAAAACCAACGUCUGUCUAAAGUGUAACUGCAAGCCUCAAGUAAAUUGAUUACGGAACCUGUCAUGCUUGUACUGUAUGGAUAAACCCCCGCGUUUGCUUUAGUCACGCGCUCUUGUAUACAUAAUAGCUCGCGCUCACAGUUGUGUUGACCAUUUCGUUCACCUGGUCAACUAAGCGUGUGAGCAGCUCCUCAGAGGCUAGAAACUAUUCUUUCCUCUCCUCUGCACAAGCCUUGGCUCCAAACUAGAUGGCUGAUUGCUGGGGAUACGACAGUGAAGACGGACCAGGGAAAUGGAGCGUAAAAUUUCCAAUCGCUGCGAGCGGCAAAAGGCAAUCCCCAAUAGACAUCGUGAGCAAUGAGACAAAGUUCGACUCCACUAUUCCUCCCGUUAAAGUUCACUACGAUCCAUUCACAAAAGGGAAGUUGACGAAUACUGGACACAGUGUGUCGUUCUCGGGAGAAAGCGACGCUUAUAUCACCAGUGGCCCAUUAUCCCACAAGUACAAGUUUGCACAGUUUCAUUUCCACUGGGGAAAAGAUGAAAAAGAGGGAUCAGAGCAUCGUGUGGAUGGGAAAAUGUAUCCGUCAGAGAUGCACAUUGUUCAUUACAACUCCGACUUGUACAAGGAUGCAGCCAGCGCCAUGAGCUCUGACAACAAAGAUGGAUUGUGUGUGCUUGGUGUCUUCUUGGAGUCAAAAAGCAGCUCAAAUGAUAACAAGUCAUUGGAACCUUUAUUCAAUUUACUCUCAGGAGUCAAAAAGAGUGGCUCAAGUGUUGCUGUCCCCAAUGGAUUUGACCUUCGAAGUGUUUUGCCAAGUGUUCUAGAAUGCUGGACAUAUCCGGGCUCACUUACGACCCCUCCCCUCAGUGAAAUAGUCAACUGGAUUGUACUCAAGAAUACUAUUGAAAUAUCGAAUCACCAGCUGAAACUGUUCCAUGGCCUUCAGAAUGCAAAAGGAGAGUGCAUAACACACAACUAUCGCCCUCCCUGUCCAUUACAUGGGCGCGUUGUCAAGGCAACAUUCCCCUAGUGGGGCCACGAUGGGAUCCAAUUGAGCAGUAGUAUUUUAAUGUGUAGUUCCAGACAAUAUCCAUACCCCCCUUAUUGAGGGGGUCGAAGGUAUGACCCCCCUCCCCUCUGGAAAUUCCUGGGCGUUUGAACCCCCCCGGAAUUUCCAAUCCCCUCAAUAGGGGGGGGGGGUAUGGAUAUUUUCUGGAACUACACAAUUUGACUUGCUCCAAGUUGAGUCAGGAUAGUGAGAGUUUUCUAUUUUAAUUCUUUUAAUUCUUGAAACGACAUUAAAAAAUUGUUACUUAAUUCAGGGGUUGUGAGACAACUCCCUGCUUAAAUUUUAAAAAAAGCAAACAAAUUUUUAAAAACUUUAAAAAGUUUAUUUAGUGGGAGCAGUGGUGUGUAUUUUAGUGUAAAUUUUUACCCAUCGUAAUUAAACAGAGUUAAGUUA
Nematostella vectensis (starlet sea anemone) is the source of this 1471-nucleotide messenger RNA. Its product is annotated as carbonic anhydrase 2. Lineage: Eukaryota; Metazoa; Cnidaria; Anthozoa; Actiniaria; Edwardsiidae. Gene Ontology annotation, cellular component: cytoplasm. The record is from RefSeq and is a predicted model, not a curated record. The transcript has 8 exons. Gene Ontology annotation, molecular function: zinc ion binding; carbonate dehydratase activity. The coding region runs from base 254 to 1039 and encodes 261 amino acids.